AUGCGCAUAAAGAUAAACUAGAACUAAAAACGCAUUUUCUUAUACAUAACUUUUAAAUAACUUAAUAUUCUAUUUGAAAAUAAAAUUUUCAAAUAUCAACUGUAAAAGCUUGAAGGACUAUUUUGUUCUCGGAAUGUUUUAUGAAGGACACACAACCGUCAUAGCCGGAAGUUGUGAUAUUUACUCAUUCCUUGUUUUUAGGAAAGACGUCAAAACGAUUGUGAACUUUUCAGCUAUCAUCUGCGAGAAACACGAUGUCGUUCGGUGUUUAUCUGUCGUUUGUUUUAACAUUAGUUGUGAUCAGCAGUGUUUCAGCAGCCGAUGAAAACACGACUGUAUCUAUAACCACACAAAAACAAAUUACCACCCCUCGACCUGCAGUGCCUACUACGGCCAGCAUCCCAGUGACGACACCUACACUUGAGGAAGUUUGUAGAAGCAGAAAUUCAAGUUGUGAUACAUGUUUGACAGAUGCCAAGUGUCUGUGGUGUAAAACCAGCAGCAAAUGUGUGCCUUAUCCAUCGGGAGAUGUUCUCCCCAAGUCUUCUCUGUGCUCCCUCUCAGAGGCCCGCUGGGGGGUGUGCUGGGUGAACUUUGAGGCCCUGAUCAUAGCUAUGGGAGUGAUUGGAGGAAUCAUCAUCCUUGCUGUUACUGUGUGUAUCUGUUGUUGCUGUUGUUGUAAGAACAACAAAAACAAAUAUGCCAAGGAUGAUGAGAAGUGGGAGAGGAAGAAGAGAGAGAGAGAAGCAAAAUCAACUGAAAGGAGAGGUGAAAGGAAAGCACGAACAGAUGAGAUCAGGCGUAAAUACGGACUGAUGAAAGACGACAACUAUCAGAGAUUCGACAAUGAGGCAUAAGAGCAUGAAGAUACUGUACACAGUUCAGAAUCAAGGCUAUCAUGAAGGAACGAUCAGUGAGAGUUAUUUUUCUGGAUGGUGCAAUCUAUUGAUUAGAGACCAGUUUUUUUACAGUCUUGAUUUCAUUUAUAACUUAUCCAAAAAAAUCUUGACUGCAUUUCUUUAUUCAUUCAUGUUUUUAUACAUGUACAUAGCACUGAGAAAGGCUAAAGUAAUAUCGAUGUUAAGUUUGGAUUUCCCACCCGCCUGUUUAAACUAGAGCCCCACUGACAAAACUUUACAUGUGUUACAGAAAAUCUUAGGAAAUUAUUUUGAAUCAUUUUUCAUAGAGACUUAGAUGGGGUUUACUUGUAAAAUUACUUUUAAAAAAGGAAGAAUAAAAAGAUGUUCUUCCAUCGUAGCUCUGCAUGAAAAUCUUUUGACUGCAAAAGUGCAAAUUCAAACCUGUCCAGACAUUUUAUGUGUGUCCUGAUGGUGUCUUUCAUUCAAGCACAUAAUUUUACUACAUGUACAUAACAAAGAGAACAAAAGCCUUGAUGAGAUGUCUAUAGAGUUUCAUAUCCAUAUCAAUAGAAUAGUAUUUUCAUGAAAUUUAGAAGCUGAAUAUUGUAUUGAAUGUUUUGAUACACAACUUCCAAGUCACCUAAUAGUUGUUUCCCUUUUGUGGAACUCUUCUAUGCAGGGAGACACACAAAGUUUCUUUGUAUGCAUGGUGGGUACAAGUAUUUAUAAUAACAUAUAUAUAUAAAGAAAGAUCCUCAACUGCUGUGUUACAAAAUGAAUUGUGCGUAAAUACAAGUUUAGUAAUUUUAUGAGUAUGCAAAUGAAAUUGAACUUCACUAUCUUCCUUUGGGAAAAAUAUCAAUCACAAUAAUCAGUCUAUUAGUAUAUUGUACUGUACUCACCCAAACAUUCAAAUGACCACGAGUCUCCUCCAACACAGAAGAGCUGAUGUCUUGGAAAAUGUGUAUUAGGUGUCCAUUUUAAAUCUAGUUACUUGACAGUGAUGAAAAAUUAUAUUUUGUAUAAUGUAUAAAUGGUUGUAUUUUUGUAAAAGUCUGUUUAACCAGAAAAUGACUUAAAGUAAAGAAAAAAGAAAUGUCUUUUUUUAAUUUUUUAUUUGAAUAUCUGUUAUUUUAGCUUACAGUAAAAUGCCUGUAAAAUAGAUGGGGGUGAUAUUUGUUCAUGAUAAGUCUUUGUUUUAAUGUUAAAAUACAGGUCAAAAUGACAUUGUACAUGAAUGAAGAUAAUAGGAUAUAUUUGUGAUUUAUGUACAUUAAUCUCAAACGAGGAGAAAUUCUUGAAAUAUACUAUUAAAUUUUUGCAAAAAUCUGUAAUAAUUUUGACUCAUUGAAAUGUAUACAGACAAGUGAUGUUUGUAACAUUGGCAGACUUAAGGAGAAGGGGAUAUUAUACACUUUCACAUAUGAUAUGCAUAGGUUUCAUUUUAUCAUUAUACUUUGAUGUUAAAUAAUAUUGUAUUAACUUCAGUUACAAUGACUGAAAAUAAUUAUGUACUUUUAUACCCAAUGUACACAUUCCAAAGUUUACUAGCUCAAUUUUGUUUUAAAAUUCAGAUAAUGAUACCCUUUCUAAUUUACUGAUGCCUUGAAUUUUUUUUUUCGAUGAAUCAAUUUAUUAUUCUGAGAUUCCUUAAUUACUCAGAUUCAAGUAAUAGGUUACAAUGUAAUAUGUGUAAUAAUUGUCCAUGGAGAAAACAUUUUUUCCACUAAGCAGUCACACUUUGAGUGUGUACAUAACAUUGUAUUUAAUUUUUGUGCACUGUUACAUGAUAUUAAUUUUUUUUAAUUAAAAGUCGGUGUGCGUUAGGUUAAUAAGAAACCAGAAUUAAUUUGACCCAGAUUAACUUAAAUCUGCAUUAUUUAACCCACCUUGCAUUUGCACUGCAAAUGAAGAAUUUUCAAUGAUAAGCUACCAUGUAAAUUUGUAAAAAUUGGAAUUACUAUUUCAAAGUUGUAUGACAUUUAUUCACACAAUUUUUGAUAACCCUGUUCUAUCUGAUUAAGUUAUUAUUAAUAAUCAAAAUUCAGCUUUUAUAAGUAACAUAUGCUACUAAAUCCACUCUAUGUUUGUGCUGCUUUUAAUCUGGGUUGAAUUAAUUCACAUUAUGCCUGAAGUGGGUUAAGGUAAUCCACUUUUGAAUUGGUAUACUGGAAAGGUGACCCGGUGUAAAUCAGUUGUGAGUUAACCCACAAUUACUUACUAUGUAGGUUAACCCAGAUAAGUUUGUAGUCUUAUCCGAUCCUUAAAUAGAAAUACCACAACAUGCAAAUAUUGUACAUACUUAUAGCCAGAGAGAGAGAGAAUUUGAUAUUAACUGUACAGCCAUCACAAACUCCUUCACAGAUCCUUGAUUCUGGUAUACCCUACAGGCUAUGUGUCACUCCUCAGAAUUAAAUUGUAAUAAACACUUUUUUUGUGCAAAAACUGGUAUAUACAUUGUUGCAAAAAAUACAUAUAAAAGGGGCUAGUGUGCUGCACAUGGAGUUGGAAGGUGGGGUGCUAAUGUGUUGCAUGUGAAAUGGCAGGGCAAUGUGCUUGGUGUGGAGCAGGGGAGCUUCUAUUGUUUGAUCAAAAAGUCGGGAGCUCAGCUAAUGUGCUGCACAUGGAGCUUGAGAAGGGGGCUAGUGUGCUGUGCAUGGAGCUUGAGAAGGGGGCUAGUGUGCUAAGCAUGGAGCUUGAGAAGGGAGCUAGUGUGCUAAGCAUGGAGCUUAAGAAGGGGGCUAGUGUGCUAAGCAUGGAGCAUGAGAAGGGAGCUAGUGUGCUAAGCAUGGAGCUUAAGAAGGGGGCUAGUGUGCUAAGCAUGGAGCAUGAGAAGGGAGCUAGUGUGCUAAGCAUGGAGCAUGAGAAGGGGGCUAGUGUGCUAAGCAUGGAGCAUGAGAAGGGGGCUAGUGUGCUAAGCAUGGAGCUUGAGAAGGGGGCUAGUGUACUAAGCAUGGAGCUUGAGAAGGGGGCUAGUGUGCUGCGUCAAGUGGGCAAAUGUGCUGUGCAUCGAGCUAGGGGGAGGGGAAUGUAUACUGCCUAUGGAGCUGGGGUUAUAGACUUGAUUUCUUGACAAUAAUUUUUUUUUUUGGUUAUAUCCUUUUUCCCCAUUGUUGUACAAUGGAGACAGUGUACUGUUUCUGUGGAAUGAAAGUAUGAUUACUCUGACAUUGCACCUGGAGUCUGUAUGAGUGUUUCAUUACCUUGAUCUCCCUGUAAAUAGUGAGAGGGUAUUACAUUACAAUAAAAUGUAUUUCCAUGCACCAUAUGUUACUACCACUGGAUUAUAAUGCCACGAUAUCAAUGUACAUUGAAAAAUAAAGGUAAAGGAUGAUGUUUGUUAAGGGCCUAAUUUGGCCUUACAAAAAAUACAAGUUAGACUAUGAUAUUAGAUAUACAUUUUUUAGGUCAUCUGAAUCACUUGGAUGGCUUAUUGCAAUUGAUCUGCGUCCAUCGUUGUGCAUUAACAAUAGCGUAUUUUAGGUUCUUGAUAAGUACCAUUCCAUUUCUUCUUCUUUUUUUCCAUAUUUCGUGUGAAACGUAUUUGGGACAAGGGAGGCGUAAAUUUUAGGGCUCAUUAAAUUUUAGGAGGUGAGACGAAAAUUGACCAAUCUUCUCUACAGCUGCUUUUCUGUAAGAAAAACUAAAUGCAUAUUGAUGUGGAGCAGGAAUUCAUCUACCAAAAUUGUAAAUUUUAUGAUCCCUGGGGUAGAGGUUCUGAUGCCAAGGCAGAGUCAAACUUGCCAUGUACUGUUUAUGCAUAAAACAUUUGAAUAACACAUUUAAUUCUUUUGAUUUUAAAUUAAAACUAGAUAGAUAUUUAGAAGGAGCCGGUAGCCAUUUACCAAAAUUGAACCCAGGGGUAAGAGUUUUGGUUCAGGGUGGGUCCAAAAUUAUUAUAGUGAUUAUUGUCUUUAUCAUUUGCUGCUAUUAGGUCUAUAUAUAAAAAUUUAUGUAUUUUGGGAAAAAGCAAAAAGGGAUGUACCAAAAUUGUGAAUUUUCUGACUAUAGGGUGGGUCAAAAUAGUCUUGCACUUUAGGGAGCACAUUUUAGAGAACACAUUUUGUUUUUUAUUGCUGCUGAAUAUUAGAAUUUAGCAAAUAUGCAGAACAGGAGAACUACUCUAGAGUCCAUAGCCUUUGGGGCUAGUGAUACUUUAAUAUUCAAGUGACCGAUAAGGCCGGUUUGUCUUUUGCUGGAUAUUGAUGUUAUGGAAUUGAUAUCAACAUUUUAGUACAUUCUUUGUCACUUAUUUUUUUUUAAAAAUUGAUUGUUUUUGCUUGUGAUAUGAAAUGUUGAAAAUUAAACUACAAUCACUUAA
Molecule: messenger RNA, 5181 nt
Organism: Ostrea edulis (European flat oyster)
Lineage: Eukaryota; Metazoa; Mollusca; Bivalvia; Ostreida; Ostreidae
Product: pituitary tumor-transforming gene 1 protein-interacting protein-like
Exons: 7
Coding region: 255-857 (200 amino acids)
Biological process (GO): protein import into nucleus
Cellular component (GO): nucleus; cytoplasm
Source: RefSeq, a predicted model, not a curated record